Molecule: messenger RNA, 843 nt
Organism: Colletotrichum spaethianum
Lineage: Eukaryota; Fungi; Ascomycota; Sordariomycetes; Glomerellales; Glomerellaceae
Product: pyrimidine pathway regulatory protein 1
Exons: 1
Coding region: 1-843 (280 amino acids)
Source: RefSeq, a predicted model, not a curated record
AUGAAGCUCUAUCCCUCCAUCAGCCCCGACCUCGCAGACUGGGCCGCCCGCCAGCCCGUCUUCUUCACGGCCUCGGCGCCCACCCACCUCCCCCACAUCAACGUCUCACCCAAGGGCCUCUCCGCCCACUUCGCCGUCCUCUCGCCCAACUUGGUCGCUUACAUUGACCGGACCGGCUCCGGGUGCGAGACCAUCGCCCACAGCUACGAGAAUGGGCGCCUGACGCUCAUGUUCAUGUCCUUUGGCCCGUCGCCUCGCAUCCUCCGCCUCUUCUGCAAGAGCCGGAUCGUCGAGUGGGACCACCCGGACUUUGACUCGUGGAUGAAGCGCAUCGUCCCGCAAGGCGAGGCCGGCCGGGACUCGUACGACGGCACGAGAGCCGUCGUCGUAGGCGAGGUCUGGGAAGUGCAGACGAGCUGCGGGUUCGGCGUCCCGAUGGUCCGCAAGGAGCUCUACGCACCACCAACGGCUGGAGACGACGACGCCGCCCCCGAGGACGGGGGACAAGACAACCGCAAGGACGAGCUCUCCGUCUUCGAGGAGCGUCCCACCCUCGACUUCUACUGGAAGAAGCGCGUCGACAACAACACGGUCAACAAGUACCAGGCCGAGACCAACCGGACCUCCAUCGACGGCCUCCCCGGGCUCCGGGCCGCGCGGCGGGACGCCGGCGAGACCCUCUGGGUGACGGACGCCAAGGCCAGGCUCGCCCGCGCGGUGCGGGAGACGGACGGUGUCCUCUUGGGUGUGUUGUUCACGGUUUUUGUGUACUACGCUGCGAUCUGGGGGACCGCAUGGUGGGCGCGCGCGACUCCGUCCAGGAGCCUGAUCUGGCCCAAUUGA